UUUUCUUCCUUUCCUGGUGAAGGAAACUACUUUGAGCCAAAAGUACUUAGCAAGGCCCAGCCUGUUCCUUCCCUUAGGUUUCCCUUAUGCGGCUAUAUAAACCUCAGUUCUCUCAGUGACUGAUCUAGCACAAACUAGACAGCAUUUUACAGGCUGAUGUCUUGUGCAUCCCAAGAAAUAAUGCACCAGCAGUUUGGGAGAUGGGCAUCUCCUAAGAGUUUGGCUUUGGGAAGUCUUGCAUUUUGACAGGAGGGCUGAAACAGGGAAGUAUUUAAAAUGGGGUGGAAAAGAGGAAAGGAAAUUUCACAGAAGCCAACAUCCACUCUGUAGCAUUUCUAAGGUCUGCUAAAUGAAAGAACUCUACAAAAAUGUAUAUAUCCAGAUACAAAGCAUCUUUGAUGUACAGGAACUUUUGAUGUGAAUCCCAGAAAGAAUAUGGGGUCAUAUCAGUUAGAAAGGGAAACAUCCUACUGGAUUUCUUUUCAAUAUGGUUCUUCUGAGCAAUCUCUGAUGCACUAGACCUUUUAUGUACUCUGUGGGAAGUGUAAGGACAGCCUGUUUCCUUCUAACUCUCAUAAAAUAUGGCAGGCUUUUUCUCAACACAAAAUAUCUUUUUAGAUAUUUCUUUCGAGUUUAGUUUAGUAGCUCAGUUGAGAAGUAUUACUUUUAGGGGUGCUUUCUACAUGUGGUGAUUAGAAGUAGUGCUUUGAGCGACAGUGACUUCCUUAAUUUUCCUGCUUUUCAGCAGAAAAUAUUUUAAUGAAAUAUUGUGUUUACUUGGUGUACAAGAUGAAUAUGUGUAAAUUAUGGUGGAUAGCAUUCACGUAUACAACAUGAAAUUAUUUCAUAGAUAGUAACACUCAUUGAAGAAGGGGGAUACAAUGGAUUACAGAGACCUUCACUCCUCUGCAGUUGGUUCACGUAAAGGCCAGUUGGGAGAGAGCAAAGGUCAUUAUAUCACUCAAAACUCUAACAUUUUGCUAAUUUCCACCCUCUGCAGCCUCCACAAGGAGGCUGUCACCUUGCAUUUAACUGUGCUUUUCUUCCUACAGGGAAGUGGUUGCUGUGGUGCUCCUCAGAGACUAAGUUGAGAUGUUGGUGAGGUGCAGCAAUGUGAAUGGGACGGGAAUUCAAGAAUUGUUCUUCAAGAUAAGUUGCUGCUGCUACAGCCUUCCUUCUUAGUGUGCUGUUGAAGAUCUCACUUGAAGUGUUCUUCUGAAGAAACCAACAAGGAUAGGAGUACUUUUUUCUUUUAAAAAAUGUUUAAAAUACAACAGUGUGUAACAGCUAACAGGAUACCCAAGAAAAGACCAUAUAUGUGUGAUCUCUGCUACAAACAGUUUGAAACGCCUUCCAAAUUAGCUAGGCAUUAUCUUAUACACACUGGUCAAAAGCCUUUUGAAUGUCACGUGUGUCAUAAAACUUUUAGGCAGCUAGUCCAUCUGGAGAGACACCAGCUAACCCAUAAACUGCCUUUCAAAUGUAAUGUUUGUCUUAGAAAAUUCAAGAACUUGAUCACGUUUUUAAAGCAUCAGCAGCUUCAUAAUGAAAACUACCAGAGUAAUAUUAAGCAAACAAAAAAAUCAGUGGAUACCAAGCAAGAUAGGCUGGUGUACGGGAAGUCUAGAUAUUCCAUUUGCCAAAAAUCAUUUGCAACAGAAGAGAGGUGGAUGCUACAUCAGUGCACAAAAUCAGAUCAUCUGCGUAGUGCCAGGAGGAGGAAAAAAACUCAUAUGUGUGAAACCUGUAACAAGAUGUUUCCAUCACAAUCUAAGCUAGAAAGACACUUGCUUAUUCACACUGGCCAGAAACCUUUUACGUGCUCCUUGUGUGGUAAAUCUUUCAGACAGUCAGCCCAUCUGAAAAUCCAUCAGCUCACACACACAGAAGAGAGGCCUUUUCAGUGUUGUUUUUGUCAGAAGGGGUUUAAGAUACAGAGCAAACUCCUGAAGCACAAGCAACUCCAUGCCAAAAAUAAGACUUUUUCGAGUACCCUUUAUAAAGCAAAGAGUCCUAAAUACCCCAGGCUACAGAACCUGCUGGAAAGGAAAAAGGAUAAUGUUGAGAGUGUUAAUGCUGAUGAGUCCCAGGAGACUGACCCGCUAGAUGUUUACUCCAUUUAUAUUGUACCUUUUCAGUGCCCUGUGUGUGAGCAGUGUUUUGAAACGGAGCACAUUCUAAAUUUGCACAAAUGUUUUUACCCCAAAGAUGGCAGGAAUUCAAACAGUGGCAUGGCAGCCUACAAGCACAGAACUAGCAUUAAAAGUAAAAUCCUGAUGAAGCUUAAGUGUACUGGAGAAAAGGCACUGGAUUCUUCUCUGUCUGACAGAAAAAUAAUGAAAACAAGUCACUUUAAAAGUCAUGACCUGGUUGCUGCAAGCGAACAGUGUUCUGAUCAGAAUGCUUCUAAAGCUUCUAGGAACUAUCACAGCAAGCUUGUCAUGCAUAAGACAAUUAGCAAUAAAAAGAAAAGAACAUUUACUGUGCCAUUACCCUGGCAAGAACACCUGCAAACCCACAAAUUAGGUAUUAAUUUAAAAAGUAUGCUUACUGGCGAAAGCAUGUUAAACAUGGAUGAUUCAGUGCAUAAUAAAGAUGGUUCUUUUUAUGGUUCAUCAGAUGAUGGUUUCUUUGAUAAUCCAGAAGUACUUCACUGUGCUUUUUCAGCUCCCACUGAAAAUAUCCAUAGUAGACACAAAGUGUGUAAAUGUGACAGAUGUGAAAAAAUCUUUCCUUCUUCAUCCAAGCUUCAAAGACAUUAUCUGAUUCACACGGGACAGAAGCCCUUUGCCUGUAAUGUUUGUGGGAAGACAUUUAGACAGUCAGCUCACUUAAAAAGACAUCAGCUCACCCAUACUGAAAAGAGACCAUAUAAAAGCCCUGUUUGCCAGGUGGGAUUUGAAAAUCUGAACAAACUUUUCAAUCAUCAGGGAGAUCACAUUGAAUUUAAGUCUUCUCAGCCUGUGGGUUAUUCCCAAAAACCUUCACAGGUAUCUGGCUUUCAAGAAUUUGAGCUGAUGCAGCCAAACCAAGCAGCUGAAAUCAAAGUUGAGGUAGAGUCUGGGGACUUGGUUCUUGAUACCAGCAAUAGACACACACAGCCAUAUUUGUGUAGCAAAUCAGUAGAAACAGAGGAAAGCCACUAUAGUCACUGGUAUGAUUUUUCUGGGAGUACAGAAGAAAGUGAAGCUGUUAAGAUGUUGUAUCAAUGCAGUGUCUGCUUUAAAACUUCUAAGUCACCUUCAAAACUUGAAAGACACUAUUUAAUGCAUGCUGGAUAGAAGCCAUUUGAAUGUUCAGUUUGUGGUAAAACUUUCAGACAGGCCUUGCGUUUGAAAAGGCAUCACCUUACUCACUUUAAAAAGAGAUCAUGAAGAUGCAAUGUUGACCGGCGCUCCACUGAGAGGAAUAACAACUGCCAUGGGGUAUUUUGUGUUGAAUAGAAAGGGAUGGUGUCUGGUGAAAUGAUGUUGUUAAAGUAUGAAGUGUCUAGAUUACAUAAUUAUUAAAAGUCUGAAAUUAGGUUGAAUGUUUUAUUGAAAGAGGCUACUACUUAUGGCUAUUAUCUCAUGAAAGGUUAAUUUCCUUACUUUUAGGGUGUCCAUUGAGUAUAUUCUGUGAUGAAAAUGAGCAGAUUGUAGAAGAUUCUAGUGGAUUUAAAAAUAAGUUUAUAAAUACGCAUGGCUAUUGCAUUGACCAUGUUACAGGAAAUCUGUAGUGCAGUAUAAAUCACAAGUGUUAAAGGUUGUGCCUCUUCCCGUAUCUAGACUUAGUAUUUCAUGACAAUGUGCUGUCUGACUAAACCUAACAAAAAGCAAAGGCCAAAAGGCUGUCCUCAGAGUAUAUAAAAAGGCCCCCUUUAAUUUGGUGUUACCACCUCCAUGUAUAUUGCAAAUAUAGGAUGCAUGCUGCACCUGAUUGGUGCCUUAUUUUCAUGUUCUUGUUUCUUCUACAGACAAGGUGAUGCCAGAAGAAGCAGGCAAGCGCUAGAUAAAGCAGAAGUAGAGAGGAAAUUCUAGAGAGAAAAAUGAUUUUUACAUUAGUAAUAUAAGGUUAAUGGAGAAAAAUGCUAUUUACUUUAUUUGUGAAGUGCUUUGAAAUCUGUUGAUGGACAGCAGUAUAUAAAAUCUAGGUUUCUUAUUUAUUGUUAUAUUAUUAAACAAAUAUACAUUAAAAUUGCAAA
Gavialis gangeticus (Gharial) is the source of this 4183-nucleotide messenger RNA. RefSeq names its product zinc finger protein 770 (gene ZNF770). The record is from RefSeq and is a predicted model, not a curated record. Bases 1260 to 3281 code for a protein of 673 amino acids. Lineage: Eukaryota; Metazoa; Chordata; Crocodylia; Gavialidae. The transcript has 2 exons.